GAUAACAACAAGAUGAGCGGAAGAGGCAAAACCGGCGGAAAGGCCAGAGCAAAGGCUAAGUCUCGUUCUUCCAGGGCUGGUCUUCAGUUUCCCGUUGGCCGUGUUCACAGGCUGCUUCGCAAGGGUAACUAUGCUCAGCGUGUCGGUGCCGGUGCUCCAGUGUACUUGGCCGCUGUGCUCGAGUAUCUGACCGCUGAGAUCUUGGAGUUGGCUGGAAACGCCGCUCGGGACAAUAAGAAGACCCGUAUCAUCCCCCGUCACCUGCAGCUGGCGGUGCGCAACGACGAGGAGCUGAACAAGCUUCUGGGUGGAGUGACCAUCGCUCAGGGCGGUGUGCUGCCCAACAUCCAGGCUGUUCUGCUGCCCAAGAAGACCGAGAAGGCCACCAAAGGCAAAUAAACUGCUGCAGUUUGAGAAUUACAGAACAUAAAGGCUCUUUUCAGAGCCACCCACUUGGUCUUUAAAAGAUUGUGCUUCUAGUAAUAUAUUAAACCACAUAAUACUAAAAAUAUAUAUAAAUUCUCACUAAAGAAUUCCCUUUUAU
Molecule: messenger RNA, 544 nt
Organism: Danio aesculapii
Lineage: Eukaryota; Metazoa; Chordata; Actinopteri; Cypriniformes; Danionidae
Product: histone H2A-like
Exons: 1
Coding region: 13-399 (128 amino acids)
Cellular component (GO): nucleosome
Molecular function (GO): DNA binding; structural constituent of chromatin; protein heterodimerization activity
Source: RefSeq, a predicted model, not a curated record